UCUGAUCUCCCACUGCCUGGACUACUUGUCUUCCCUUCAGGAAAUAAGGACUAAGUAAACAUGAAAUUUUUCAUUUUUACCUGCCUUUUGGCUGUUGUUCUUGCAAAGCAUGAGAUGGAUCAGGGCUCCUCCAGUGAGGAAUCUAUCAACGUCUCUCAGCAAAAAUUUAAGCAGGUAAAGAAGGUGGCCAUUCAUCCCAGCAAGGAGGACAUCUGCUCCACAUUUUGCGAGGAAGCUGUAAGGAACAUAAAGGAAGUGGAAUCAGCUGAAGUCCCCACAGAGAACAAAAUCAGUCAAUUUUAUCAGAAGUGGAAAUUCCUCCAGUAUCUCCAGGCUCUUCAUCAAGGUCAGAUUGUGAUGAACCCAUGGGAUCAGGGCAAGACAAGGGCCUACCCCUUUAUUCCCACUGUGAACACAGAGCAGCUCUCCAUCAGUGAGGAAUCAACUGAAGUUCCCACAGAGGAAUCAACAGAAGUAUUCACUAAGAAAACUGAAUUGACUGAAGAAGAAAAGGAUCACCAAAAAUUUCUGAACAAAAUCUACCAAUAUUAUCAGACAUUCCUCUGGCCAGAGUAUCUCAAGACUGUUUAUCAAUAUCAGAAAACUAUGACUCCAUGGAAUCACAUCAAGAGAUACUUUUAAGAUUCUUGAAUUAACUGCUUCUACUUGAUUAUGGCUCAACUGGAAAAUCUAUCUUCUGCAGUUUCUUAUCUACCACUUUACUUCAUCCUACCGGCAUGUUUAGAGAGACCCAUUAAUAAGAUAGAAAUAUUGAGGAAAAGGAAGACUGUGCAGAAUAUUUCCUGAAGUAUUUAUACCAUCCCGUUAGUUCAUGUUGAGUAUACUGGGUCUGUAUUGUGGUUAUAUACGAACUUAGCUGAUGAUUAUUGAAAAUGUUUUCACUACUCUUUGAGUUAUAGAACUACAUUUCUUUUUCCAUGAAAAUAAAAUUUCA
Molecule: messenger RNA, 955 nt
Organism: Camelus dromedarius (Arabian camel)
Lineage: Eukaryota; Metazoa; Chordata; Mammalia; Artiodactyla; Camelidae
Product: alpha-S2-casein
Cellular component (GO): extracellular region
Molecular function (GO): zymogen binding; protein homodimerization activity
Source: RefSeq, marked provisional